AUGACUGGCAAAAUUUCACCCCUCUUCACUUUUGUUGCAAUUUUAAUUAUCUGCGUCAUUAACAUCGAGGCUAACCCUGCUAUUGCAACAGGAUAUGACCCUUUAGAAGUGUGUAUCGAGAACUGUGCACAAUGUAAGAAGAUGCUGGGUGCUUGGUUUGAGGGACAUCUAUGCGCCGAAUCCUGUCUUGAAAUGAAAGGAAAACGCAUCCCUGAGUGUGAAAAUUUUGCUUCUAUCGCGCCAUUUAUCAACAGAUUAUAA
Pieris macdunnoughi is the source of this 261-nucleotide messenger RNA. Lineage: Eukaryota; Metazoa; Arthropoda; Insecta; Lepidoptera; Pieridae. The record is from the annotation of a GenBank genome assembly.